Messenger RNA from Cladophialophora yegresii CBS 114405, 1422 nucleotides. RefSeq lists its product as uncharacterized. The coding region runs from base 1 to 1422 and encodes 473 amino acids. The transcript is spliced from 3 exons. Lineage: Eukaryota; Fungi; Ascomycota; Eurotiomycetes; Chaetothyriales; Herpotrichiellaceae. Gene Ontology annotation, biological process: transmembrane transport. Gene Ontology annotation, cellular component: membrane. Gene Ontology annotation, molecular function: transmembrane transporter activity. The record is from RefSeq and is a predicted model, not a curated record.
AUGCUCCAGAAGUUAUACUCUGUCGUCACAACUGGCCCUAGGAGAGCCAUUCGUGGAAGGCGGAUGGUAAGAGGGCCUGUCGAGAAGUCUGCCUCUUCUGAAGGGCUCUUGGCCGUUCUCGAUGCCCCGGACAGAGUUAGUGAGCAGCUUCGGAACGAGCUGGCAGGCUUUGAUCAGGAGGAGCUCGCCAAGGGCAUCCGGGCCAUCAAGAGGCUCCUGGACUGUUGUCUCAUUGCGAUGGCUUGGACUAUGUUCGCUUGCAACUAUUUCGACCGGAGCUGUCUCACCCUCUCGGAACUCAUGGGCCUCCGUUCUGACCUAAGCAUGAACUCCAAUGAGUAUGGCCUUGCGAUGAUGCUCCUGUUCAUUGCAUACGUUUUGGCUCAGGUGCCCUCAAACCUCUAUCUGGCCAAAGGACGACCUUCAGUAUACCUACCAACUGCAAUGCUUCUAUGGGGCUGCGUUUGCACUACAACCGCCUUCGUCAAAACGCCCGGAGCACUAUACGCCGUUCGAUCACUCCUGGGUCUUCUGGAGGCACCGUUCUGCGUGGGAUGCCUCUUCUUAAUCUCGUCCUGGUACACCCGGACUGAGUUGGGUUUGCGGAGUGCAAUACUCUUAUCAGCACCUAUGAUGGCAAACGCGUUCGCUGGUGUCAUCGCUUUCGGUAUACACGACUCCAUCGAUGGGGCAUGUGGUCUCGAAGGCUGGAGGUGGUUGUUCAUUGUUGGUGGUGCCGUGACAAUCAUCAUAGCCUGCAUCGCGUUCUUCACCCUGCCAGACUAUCCGCACAACACUCGAUGGCUUUAUGAGGAAGAACGCGCCCUUGCUCAGUUACGAUUGAUUGCUGACCGAGGCGCUUCCGAAUAUGAUGUGAGCAGGAUUGUCGGCCUCAAGAUGGCACUCAAUAGCUGGCAGGUAUGGAUGUUUGCAGGCAUGUACUUCCUAUUGGCGAUCGGCACGUCUCUGCACAACUUUUUCCCUUCGGUUGUGCAGACUCUGGACUUUUCGAGAACCACGACCUUGUGGAUGACGGCUCCGCCAUACCUGUUUGCCGUGGUUGUCGCCAUCUCCACGGCUUUGUCCGCUGACCGACAUCGGAAUGCUUCCUUUCACAUCAUUGGAACCACAGCGUUGGCAAUUGUUGGCUACUUGCUGUUUUUGCUCGAGCAGUCAACAGAUCGUGGAGACGUCUGGGCUCGCUAUGCAUCGACAUUCCUGAUGAUAGCCGGGGCGCAUGCUGCCAAUCCGAUGGUCCUUGGUUGGACACAGAAGACGGUGCCGCAGCCGAGAGAGAUGCGGGCGACCGCCAUUGCUAUCGUCAAUACCUCCGGAACUAUAGCGCAGAUCGCCACCUCUGAGCUUUACCCCAAGCGCUGGGCACCAAGGUACAUUCAGUCGAUGUCGCUGAACACAGCAUGA